UAAAUGUUUAUUUAUUCUUAAAUUGUUAAUAAUUUUUAAUACAUAGUUAAUAGUUAUCAAAUAAACUUGUUGAUAAAAAAUAAACAAAAAAAAAUGACACCACCAAUGGAAAGAAUACAAACAUUAGAAGCAAUUGAAAAGGAUAUCAUUACAUGUUUACAAAGUGCUGGUCAGGCAUUUCAGGAAUUAAGUAAAGAAAAAUCAAGUUUAAAACAAGCUGAAACACAAACACAUCAAUUUUUAAAAACACUUGGUCAUGUUGAAUCAAAAUUAAGUGAACAAAUAAAUUAUUUAACACAAGUAUCAACAGGACAACCACAUGAAGGUUCUGGUUAUGCAAGUCAAAAAGUAUUGCAAAUGGCAUGGCACAGAUUGGAGCAUGCAAGAAGUAGAGUUAAUGAAUUAGAAAAACUUAAAAAUAAACAUCUUCAUGGAAGAUCAUAUGCUAGAGCACCACAACAACAAGUACCAUCAUCAAGUGCACCAGCUCCAAUGUCACAGACAAAUGCAAAUACAUAAAUUAAUAUAAUAUUAUUAUAAUUAUUUAUAUUGUGAUUAUAACAAUCAUAAUUGUCUCUUUUUAUUUUUAUUAAUUUUUCAAUAUUUAAAAAAAAAAAAUAUAAAAAACAAACUGGAUAUUAUAAAUUAUUUCUAUUCUAUUUUUCUUUUUUUAAAUUCUUUAACGUCAAAAUAUUCUAAUCAUUCAUGGAAUAAUCUAAUAAGUAUAAAAUACAAUUUUUCUUUUUCUUUUUCUUAAAUAUAUAUUUUUUUGAUUGUUUAUUUAAAAAUAAAACUCAAGGCACCAAACCAUCUAUUCCAUUAAAUCGUCUUUUGACUAGCAUAUCAACAGUUCCAGUCAACUGAAG
Molecule: messenger RNA, 866 nt
Organism: Aphidius gifuensis
Lineage: Eukaryota; Metazoa; Arthropoda; Insecta; Hymenoptera; Braconidae
Gene: MED11
Product: mediator of RNA polymerase II transcription subunit 11-like
Exons: 3
Coding region: 94-519 (141 amino acids)
Biological process (GO): regulation of transcription by RNA polymerase II
Cellular component (GO): mediator complex
Molecular function (GO): transcription coregulator activity
Source: RefSeq, a predicted model, not a curated record